Molecule: messenger RNA, 1512 nt
Organism: Didymodactylos carnosus
Lineage: Eukaryota; Metazoa; Rotifera; Eurotatoria; Philodinida; Philodinidae
Source: the annotation of a GenBank genome assembly
AUGCCUAAAACACGAUCUAGUACAAAGACUGAUGCUAAUAAUAAUCAACAAUCAAUUCUACAUGAAGAUCUAUCAGUUCCAGCUCUACCCAUUCGAAAUGUGGAAGAAAUUCGUGCAAAAAAUUUAGAAUCAAACCGAAUAUUUUUAGAAAGUUUAUUACUAACAAAGUUGCGCGAUGAUUUUAAAGACAUUUCCAAUUCAUUACAACCCAAAAAAGAGCCGAAAAAACGUCAAUAUUUAAUGGUCACAGAACAACAACCUGUUCGGCGUUCAAAACGUUUACUUCAUAUGGAUCCGGCUGGAAAUAAAUUACCAUCUCCGGAAGUUUCAGAGAAUGAAGAUGAAAAUAAUGGCUCAGGAUUGGUGCAAUCGUAUGAAAUGGUUCCAACCACCAUUCGUCGUAAAUCUUAUAAACGAAUCGAGCCGUUAACCGAAGAACAACAAGAAGUGGUUAAUAACAGAAUAAAAACAAUAUUUUCAACAAUUGAAAACCAUCAAGAUUCAACAAAAAUACUGUAUGAUUAUUCAGAUAUGGAAUUAUUAGAAGAAAAUGUUUUAAAACUCACGCCGGAUCGUCUAAUACAAAUGGAUAUCCAUCCAUCCUCGAAUUUAACAGCAAUUAUCGGUUGUGAUAGAAAAGGAGCGACUGGACUUCUUGUUAAAUCGGUUAAUGAUGAACUAUGGUCAAAAGUGAAUUAUAUUUUUCACAAAGCUUAUGCAACGUGUAUACGUUUUGACCGUUUAAAUCCAAAUUUAUUUUAUUCAUCUUCUUACGAUGGUACUUUUCGUUUAUAUGAUAUAUCUACGAAUACAUCAGACGAGGUUUAUCGUGUCCCGGAUGGCAACGGUAUUACAUGUUUUGAUUAUGUGUCAGAUAAUACGUUUUUGGCUACAAUGGAAAAUGGAGAUGCGAUCAUGAUGGACUUUAGAUCAAGUCCAAUUGUUGUUCAUCGAUAUGAUUUAUCAAAAACACGUUUACGUACUAUUCAUGUUAAUCCUUGUCAACCUAAUGAAUUUUGUGUGGCUGGUAGAGAAAGCGCUGUUCGUAUAUUUGAUGUUCGACAAUUAGUUGAAGAUACACGAUCAUCAUUUAUCUAUUGUUUAUCGACCAAUCGUGCCUGUUAUGGAGCUUAUUAUAAUCAUUUAGGAACAUAUAUUAUGGCAACAACAACUGAUGAUCAUUUGGCUUCAUUCAAAUAUUCCGAUUUCUCAUCUGCUGCUUCGACAGCCGACAUUGAUCCUACUCAUCGCGUUUCACAUCAAAAUUAUGUCAAUCGUUUUGUGACACCAUUUUGUGCCAUGCCACAUCCAAUCCAUGCUGAUCAAUUCUUGAUUGGAUCAAGUAGAAGAGAACGUCAAAUUCACGUUGUCGGCGUUGAUUGUAAAGUUUCAUCAUCAUUAGAAAGUGUCAAUUUAAAUUCAUUAUGCUCCGUGAAUAUUGCACAUCGAACACAGCCAAUUGUAGUUGGAGGCAAUUCAAGUGGAAGAAUUCAUGUAUUUACAAAACGAUAA